ACCGCCGAUGGACCCGCAAUGCAAGAUCUCAAUGGCAACAAUGGUCAUCUGGCCACUCUCGGUUGCCGCAGGUUCUGCAGGCUAAAGGGCCGGCACAAACCGCAGACGGGGCAGUACUAUCCUGUCAUGUCCGCUGCGGUUGACUUCCCAGGCUGCAACCGUCAUCAGGACUGCAACCACCCUAGCGUUGAUGUCACCGCACUGCCAUCCUUCGACCAGGUCACCUUCGACAAGAACCUGCGCCAUCUCGGCCAGUCACGCACUGAGCGCGACUUCGUCAGCCGCCGGCAGGAAACGGGCAUCAACAAGCCCAGUAUAUUCAGUGGCUUGCCCCGUAUACUGCCCGUGCCGCAGUGCUGUCCGGGCGAUCUGAUGCACCAUGCUGCACUCAAUCUCCCGGACGUGCUGCUUGGGCUAUGGAGGGGGACUCUUGACUGCGACCGAGACCGUGGCGACUCUACGGCACGGUGGUCAUGGGCAGUUCUCAGAGAC
This is a messenger RNA of Schizophyllum commune H4-8, 492 nucleotides long. RefSeq lists its product as uncharacterized. NCBI's taxonomy places the organism in Eukaryota, Fungi, Basidiomycota, Agaricomycetes, Agaricales, Schizophyllaceae. The annotation marks the transcript as partial. The transcript has a single exon. The record is from RefSeq and is a predicted model, not a curated record.